Messenger RNA from Euleptes europaea (tarantolino), 1095 nucleotides. RefSeq names its product aurora kinase B (gene AURKB). Gene Ontology annotation, cellular component: spindle microtubule; chromosome passenger complex; spindle pole centrosome. Gene Ontology annotation, biological process: regulation of cytokinesis; protein phosphorylation; mitotic spindle organization. Gene Ontology annotation, molecular function: protein kinase activity; ATP binding. Lineage: Eukaryota; Metazoa; Chordata; Lepidosauria; Squamata; Sphaerodactylidae. Bases 1 to 1095 code for a protein of 364 amino acids. The record is from RefSeq and is a predicted model, not a curated record. The transcript is spliced from 8 exons.
AUGGCAAAUAAGGAAAAUGUGACGAGUACCUACCGCAGCCUUUCCAAAUACCGGCUCGCCAGCACAACGGGCUCUCAGCGGGCUCUCGGCAAGAACAGCUGCACCCCGGCCAGCACUCCCUCGGGAUCCCUCUUGAUGCAAAGAGCCAUUACCCACAGUGCGAAGAACAACCUGAAGUCUUCCAGUGUCCAGAGCAUGGCCCUCCCAGGCAGAGUACCGGUGGAGUCCAGCUCUACUGCCCAGGAACCACAGACAGAGGCCAGGAGGACCUUCACCAUCAAUGACUUUGAGAUCGGGCGGCCACUCGGCAAAGGGAAGUUUGGCAACGUCUACCUGGCCCGGGUCAAGGAGACUCAGUUUAUUGUGGCUCUCAAGGUGAUCUUCAAGUCGCACUUGGAGAAGGAGGGCAUGGAGCAUCAGCUCCGGCGGGAGAUCGAGAUCCAGUCUCACCUCAGACACCCCAACAUCUUGCGCAUGUAUAACUACUUUGACGAUAAGAAGCGCGUGUACCUGAUCCUGGAGUACGCCCCUCGCGGGGAGCUCUACAAGGACCUGCAGAAGCACAAGCGGUUUGACGAGGCCAGAAGCGCCACGUUCAUGGAAGAGCUGGCUGAUGCGCUCAUCUACUGUCACGGGAAGAAGGUCAUCCACCGUGACAUCAAGCCAGAGAAUCUGCUGAUGGGGCUGAAGGGGGAGCUGAAGAUCGCGGACUUUGGCUGGUCGGUGCAUGCCCCCUCGCUCAGGAGAAAGACCAUGUGUGGAACGCUGGACUACCUGCCUCCUGAGAUGAUUGAAGGCAAACCUCAUGACGAGAAGGUCGACCUCUGGUGCAUCGGGAUACUCUGCUACGAAUUCCUGGUGGGGCACCCGCCUUUCGAGAGCGUCUCCCACACCGACACAUACCGUCGCAUUUUAGCGGUGGAUCUCAAGUUCCCACCAUUUGUGUCAGAAGGAGCCCGGGAUCUGAUCUCUAAGCUGUUGCGCCGCAUCCCUGUUCAGCGGCUUUCACUGCAGGCCGUGAAGGAACACCCCUGGGUGAAAGCCAACUCUCAGCGGGUGCUGCCGCCGGUCUUCAGUUCUGCACCCUCAAACUAG